ACAGUAUACUAGUUAACCUCACAAGAUUAGAGCACCGUUCUUCCCUCAGUCGAACCCACAUGCAUACUUGUCUUUCUCCGGCCAUGGCCACCUCCGCGGUCCUCAUCCUGCUCGCAGCGCUCCUGCCGGCGCAAGCCACCGCAACCGAUUGCCGCCGGCCCGCCGCUGACCACAGCUUGUCCGCCGAGCCCAGUCACACGUGCGGCAUCGUCUUGCCCGUGGCCGUGGGCACGUACGCUCCGGGCAGCGCGUACGAGGCCACCCUGCGCCAUCUUGCCGCCACCAUUCCCGGCAAGGCGAAUGCGGAAUCAUGCAACUGCUCCAAUGGCAACAUCGCCGGCGAGAGCCCCAACGUGGUUGUGGCGUCCGCCCACUGCUCCUGGCACCCGGGCGCCAAGUCAACAGACUGCGGAGCUUGCAUCGCGCUGGCCUUCCAGGAGGCGCAGAGGCUGUGCCCGUACCAGAGGAUGGCUGAGGCCGUCGUUGACGGCGGCGCAUGCACCGCCAACUUCCACGACUACGACAUCAUGGAGGAGUUCCAACACGGCGAUCCCACUAGUGACCAUCGGUGGAAAACACCGGACCAGGCCAGGAGGACAACACGAGAAUGAGAUGGACAUAUCAUAUCUUGGAGACAACGAUCAUGAAGAUCUUAGCAAACCUUGGGUGGAUGUCUAAUGAGAGAAUUUGUGUGCUCUAUUUGGACCAUUCAUUGAUUUCUUUAAAUCAGCUGGAGGCUGGAACAAUGUAAUAACAAAAGGUUGAGCAUAUGCAUUAUGGAGGAAACAUUUCAUUUUUUUGAAAA
Molecule: messenger RNA, 805 nt
Organism: Hordeum vulgare subsp. vulgare (domesticated barley)
Lineage: Eukaryota; Viridiplantae; Streptophyta; Magnoliopsida; Poales; Poaceae
Product: cysteine-rich receptor-like protein kinase 6
Exons: 2
Coding region: 60-611 (183 amino acids)
Source: RefSeq, a predicted model, not a curated record